Pipistrellus nathusii (Nathusius's pipistrelle) is the source of this 1086-nucleotide messenger RNA. Lineage: Eukaryota; Metazoa; Chordata; Mammalia; Chiroptera; Vespertilionidae. The record is from the annotation of a GenBank genome assembly.
AUGGCGAGCGCUGCGGCCCCCGCGGCGCCCACCCCGGCUCCGCCGCUGGAGCAGCUCCGGCAUUUAGCCGGGGAUCUGCGGCUACUCCUGCCCGGAGUGCGGGUCGGCGAAGCCCAGGAGACCACCAAGGAGUUCAGCCGGGAGGCGUUUUGGAGAAGACUCAAUGAGGCCGCUGAGCAAGUGUCAAGGGAAGCCACGACUCUGACUGAAGUCUUCUCUCGACUGCCGCGGCCACUGCCGUCCUCACAGGAAGCCCAGAGGCUCUGUGAACAAGUCCAUGCUUCCAUCACGGCAAUUAUUGAAGUAUACUACUCGCUUCCCAAGGAUCAGGGAAUCACCCUGAGGAAGCUGGUUCGGAGCACCACUUUGGACAUCGUGGAGGGCAUGGCUCAGCUUGUGGAAGUCCUUUCCACCACUCCGGCUCAGAGCCCUGAGAACAGUGACCUUAUCUCUUGCAACAAUGUCUGGGUUGCGUGCGAGCAGGUGCCUCAGAUACCAAGAGAUAACAAAGCUGCAGCCCUUUUAAUGCUGACAAAGAAUGUGGAUUUAGUGAAGGAUGCACAUGAGGAAAUGGAGCGGGCUGUGGAAGAAUGUGACCCUUACCAUGGCCUCUUGAAUGAUGAUGAGGAGGACAGCUCUGACAGCCAUGGUGAUGAACAGGAUCAUGUGUUGGGGUGUCCAAACAAUCAGGACUCGUAUUGGUCAGAGGAAGAUCAAGAGCUUAUAAUCCCGUGCCUUGCGCUGGUGAGAGCAUCCAAAGCCUGCCUGAAGAGAAUCCGGAUCUCGGUGGCGGAGAACGGAAAGAAGGACCAGGUGGCCCAGCUGGACGACAUUGUGGAUAUUUCUGAUGAGAUCAGCCCGAGUGUGGAUGAUUUGGCUCUAAGUAUAUAUCCACCUAUGUGCUACCUGACUGUGCGAAUGAGUGCUGCAAAACUUGUAUCUGUUCUCAAGAAGGCACUUGAAAUUACAAAAGCCAGUCAUGUAACCCCGCAGCCCGAAGAUAGUUGGAUCCCUUUACUCAUUAAUGCUGUUGAUCACUGCAUGGACAGAAUCAAGGAACUCACUCAGAAUGAACUUGAAUUAUGA